Trichobilharzia regenti is the source of this 3397-nucleotide messenger RNA. NCBI's taxonomy places the organism in Eukaryota, Metazoa, Platyhelminthes, Trematoda, Strigeidida, Schistosomatidae. The record is from the annotation of a GenBank genome assembly.
AGAGGCUACAGUCAGUUUCAAGGUCAUGAUGGGUUCCUGCGUCGGCUGCUUAUAUGUUUUUGUGAAUUCAUUUUCCAUUGAAUUUUAAAGGAUUUUUGGAUGUUUUGCUCAUUUUGCAGUGUGUAGGUCAGUUUUUGUCACUCGAUGCUACUACUAAGCUUAUUUUUAGCAUGAACUGCGAACUUAAGUUCCCAGUUAUUAUGUUGGUAGUUAAGGGAUUAUGGUAAACCUGAAAUCAUUAAGCUUAAUAACGUAUACUAUGCUGAUAUAGUAACAUCAUUUAAUAAGUAAACUGCCUAAUUGUUCUGCCAUUCUCUGACAUUAAAACUGUGCCCUGGUUUUUCAGCAUGAGUGGCACUAAAUCACUUUGUCUGUACCAAGUAAUACAAACUUCUGAAUAUCUAAGAACUAUAAAAAUAGCUUUAAAGAUUUUAUGUUUCUAGAAAAUAUCUCAUUAGAGUGGCUAAUUAGCUAAUUAUCUUAAGAUACUCCUCUGAUGUCCAGUACAUAUUUGAAAAAGGAGAUUGGUAUUUUUACAUUGUGAAGUAAGUUUUGCUUUUGUUGUUUAAACCACAUCAGAAUUUAUUCACUCAUACACAGGUCAAAAUCUGCUCGUCUAAACAUUUGGAAAGGGGAUACACAGGGGAUCCGGAACGCAGUAACUGCAAUUAUCUGGAUAGUUAUCUAAAUAGUUACGAAAUGGUAGUUCAUUGAUCUUUCAAUUUACAGUCUUAUUGACAAUAUUUACGAUACAACUCGAAGAACAUGUACUUGUGUACUGUUGUUUCUAUAAUCAAUACCCGUGUCAAAUUGUAUACUUCGUUAGUUUAAGCGGCAUUUGAAGGUGUUUAUUUUUAAAUGGAAAUAGCGGCUUAAUAAGAGGUAAAUGUGAAGGAUUAUGUAGGAUGUCGAAAUAAUAAAAACUGGAGGAGAAUAGGACGGAUGAUGAAACUUUCUUUUCUUAUAUAAUAAUAGUAGACUAAGUUAAAGUGUUUCUUGUAUAAUUUGCGUUCUACUUGUCUACAUUAUAUGCUUUUAUCUUUUAUGACACUGAAACCAGGCAAUAAAUACUACGACUGAUUAAUUGCGAUUUGAUAUUUCUACAGACAACUAGAGAUCAUCGUUUUUCUGUAGUCUUACUAAGAUGGAGGAGGAAAAAUCCGAUAAAAUAAAAAGCAUCCUAGACUUUUUCAGUACUCCAGUAAACGAAGAUGAACUACUCGAAGGGGAGGAGAGUAAACCUGAUGAAUUGUAUACACUUUGCGAUGAUCCUAUGCAAACACCAAUCAAGCUUAUCGAUGAACAGCUAAAAUUUGCUGAUCUUCAAACACUUCAGAAUCUUUUCAUUGAUAAUUCUGGAUUUCUUGUUGUUGGCGCUAUUGGUUUACAGGGGUCGGGGAAAUCAUCUAUUUUAAAUAUUUUGGCAAAUUAUAUUUCUGAUGACUGUUCCAUUUUUGAUGGUCCUUUUAAUAUCCAAAGUGUUGACCACAUAAUAAAUAACACUCCGUGUACUGGUGGUAUCGACUUAUAUAUCACUCAAGACCGUGUGAUACUCUUGGAUGUUCAGCCUCUUCUCUCAUUUGCACUUACAAAUUAUCAUAUUCAUAUGGCGACUUCUGCAGAAGCUUCAUCUACAUCUGGAAAUCAGACAGGAAAUUCAUCUUUUACAGGUCCUGGCAAUUGGAAAUUAGAAGUCUGGGCUGAAAUGGCAUCUAUGCAGAUAGUGGCAUUCUUGAUAAACGUGUGCCAUGUGGUACUCGUUGUCAGUGACAAUCUCAACACUGCAGCAAGUCAAUUACAUCCAUUUAUAGAUCGAGCAAUCAGUUUAAAACCUACUGUUUUUACACCGAAUGUGAUUCCAUUUCAUGCAAUGCAUAAUGAUGAUAAACAGUCGUCUAAUGUUGUGGUUGGUAAAAAGUCUGCUGCUAACAGUACUGUCCAGAAGUCUUCAGAAGUACAAAAUUUAACAACUGCAGUACAACAUUUGCGAAUUUCUCAUUCUAAUACUGUUACAAACGUAUCCGCCGUUAGUAAUGAGAAUGAUGACAUUAGCGAAUUAGAAGACGAUGUCGUGUCUUUAUCCGAACAAUAUCAUCAAGUUGGUGGUGAUGAUUUUCCUACAUCGAAUCCCUGUCUUCGACAGUAUCUUCAAUCACCUGAAGCUGAGUCUAAAGAUGUUUCAAAUAAAAUAAAUCGUUUGAUAAAUCUAACUGAUUAUUCGGCCUCACUAAUACACGUGUAUAAUCAGGCCCCGGCAGCCGCAUUUCUCAAUCCCGAUUUUUGCGCGAAACUAGAUCGAUACAGAAAUAAGAUACUCCCGCUUAUGUAUCCAGAGUAUAGAAGAUUAAUGUCAUUGGUUACCGCUGGUCCAAGGACAUUAUCAGCCUAUCUACAAUCAAGACGUCGUGACCAAUGUACUACUACUGCACAUCGAAAUAACCUUUUGAAUAAUGCUCCAACACUAAUUAACUCAGACGCUACUGGGAUCAAAUUGUCCACUAACCGUAUAGUUCCCGAUAAUUCCGUCGAUCAGUGCUUUUCAGGUUCUGCAGAUAAUUCAAAUGGUUCAAGGGAUGAUUCCCGGAAGAAUUCUGCCACAGUAACAUUAUCUGAAUGCCCUGAACCAUCAAUAACCCCCCAACCAGACAGAGAUCUUUUGUCCUCACAAAAACCUGAUGAUAUUGAAAAUGUCAAUCCUGAAAUGUUGUUAAUUUCGUCCGGAGUGAAAGAUGAAUCAAGUACUUAUUUUGCUCAAUGUCUCCCUCACGAGUCAGAAGUCAGGAGAAAUCCGAGAUUGUUACACCUGAAAAUUUUCAUGGAUAUACCACAUCGAAUAAUAAAAUUGGAUUCAUCCUCAUCAAAUAUAGUUUCUCAAUGUUGCAAUGUCUUGCGAAGUAUAGAAAAUGAACUGAAUUGUACUGGUAAUGAAGAGGACAGGCUAUCUUCGCCUGAUAAUCAUCAUCUCUCCACGAAAGAUGCUGAUAUAAAAAAGGAAGUGUCGGAAUUAUUGUCCUUUGAAGAUUAUGAUUUAACAAAGCAUAAUCUAUUGGAUAUUCCUGGGAUUAACGCUGAAACACUGAAUGUUAGUCUUAUGGAAAUGCAUCGUGAUGUAAACACUACCAGACGUGACUUUUUCAAUGUUCAAAGGAGACUAGAUAAACCACGGCUGUUCUUGAUACCAGAAGUAAAUAAUAAGGGCCAAACACCAACAGGAUGUCCAACCUACAUGACAUCUGCACGUAUUUUACAAGACGCUGUUUUCUCUACACCUCGACAGCAUAUGAUGCCAAAUUUAACUGAGAAAAAAUGGAUUACAUAUGCUCAUAAAAUGUGGGAUGCAGUUAUGAAUUCUCCAUUGUUGUUGGAUUAUCAUUCAGUGCUAAUGGACGAAUUAUAA